Molecule: messenger RNA, 2176 nt
Organism: Ixodes scapularis (black-legged tick)
Lineage: Eukaryota; Metazoa; Arthropoda; Arachnida; Ixodida; Ixodidae
Product: gastrula zinc finger protein XlCGF49.1-like
Exons: 2
Coding region: 1-690 (229 amino acids)
Source: RefSeq, a predicted model, not a curated record
AUGAUGCUGCUACUCUUGGUAAAAGAAACUCCUGUUGAAGACAAUGUCUUGUUUCUCGCAGUGUCUGUCACGAAAGCCAUUAAAGUCAAAGAAGAGGCUCCUGGCUGUGAAGACGUCGAGGGCAAACACGCUUCUGAGAAUGAUUCGUUCACCGUGGGGCAGCCGAUCGCACACCCGCACCACGAGAAGAAGUAUGAGUGCCGGUUCUGCCCUUUCUCCAGCUGUCAAAGUGCGGGCAUCAAGAAGCAUGAAAGAACGCACACGGGCGAGAAGCCCUUCAGCUGCCGCAUCUGCCACAGAGUGUUUGCACUGAAGGGUAACCUGCAGGUUCACGAGAGAAUUCACACAGGUGAAAAGCCGUUCAGGUGCCAGACUUGCCAGAAGGCAUUUUCACACAAAAAUAGCCUGCAGGCUCACGUGAGGCUUCAUACGGGGGAAAGGCCAUUUAAGUGUCAGACUUGCCACAUGGCAUUUGUGGCAAGCAGUGACUUGAAGCGUCACAUAAGAGUCCACACGCGUGAAAAACCAUACAAGUGCGGAACGUGUGGGGCCGCGUUUAUCCGGCGGCGCCAGUUGAGGUGUCACGAGGUACUUCACGGUGGAGACCCACCAUUCCAUUGCAAGCAGUGUGGCGAAAAAUUUGUGCAGCAAGCUUAUUUAAAUGCUCAUCAAAAGGAGCAUCAUCCGUGAGGGACAUCCGUCAUGUAGUAAAGGGAAGUGUAGCUUGGCUUAUUUGUAGUGUCGUUUUACCCUUUUAUUCAAGACCAUCUUGGUUGGACCACCUGUAACUGAUUGUUUCAUAAAUCAUCUAUUACCUGCCAGUACUGGCUGCCUUUUAACACUAUAAAAGUCAGAACUGCAAAGGGAACCAUCACUAAUAGAGAACCAUUAAGUCACCAUUGUAAUGAGCAUAUACCAUAUUUUCCAAAAUGUAAAUCACAUCUGUGCAUUAGUCACGCUGAGCUAUAAACGGCUGUUUACAUUCAAACUUUGGUAUAUAGGCCGCACCUUUAUACAAGUCACACCUUAUAUUUGUAUGACAAUAAUAAUAAUAAUGUUUAUUCCCACGUUUAAUGGUGGAGCAAAGGGUAAGAACCUCAGUGGAGGCUUGACUAGCCCUUAGCACCAUACAUUGGCUUAGCAGCUAAAAAAAAAAAAUUAUUACAUGGUAACAAUAUCAAAUACAUGCACUGAUGUUUCAAACAAGAAAUAAGAAUAAUACGGGAAGAAUACAUGUUAUCUAACAGAGAUCACUAGCAUACACAAAAAGUUGAAAUGAGUUGCCGAAGUUGCUAGUACAGAAAAAACAAUCGCAGGGCCUUGUAAAAGAUAAUCUCUAAGCCAUGUUUUUUUUCUAUAAGGAAGUUUAACAGUUUAGGUAUAAUAUAAUGUAGCAAUUGAGUACCAUAUUUAGUAUGACAAGGAACGACACUUCAAUAUUUCAUAUGUCUAGUAAAGUAGACGAGUUGAUUUGGUGUCAAUACCGCAAGGUUUGAGAGUAAUCUAUAGUGUUUUUUUUAUUUCUAGUUUUAAAUUCGGUCAUAAUUUGUAUUCAUUGAGGUCAGACAUUUUUAACACUUUAAAAUUCUCAAACAGACUAUCUGUAUGAAAAUCAUAAGGCACAUUAGAUUUUAUUGUUAUAACUUUUUUCAGUAACAAAAAUAAUUUUGGAAGUUUGUAAACAUUGUUUUACUUCGGACCAGGCUGCAGUAGUGAAGGGGAGAAAAAAAAAAUAAAGAAUUGUAAAUUAAUAGCUUCACAUUGACUGGGAGUGUUUUACUGUUACAAAAUGUUAGUCCUAUAAUGCUUGAUUGGCACUGCAAAGAUGAAUUGAAAAGCCCGCAUAUGUGUGCUAUGACUGCAAUAUACGUGCAAGUGAGAGCAAGUUUCAAUAUUCUCGUCAACGAAUUGAAUGAGGAAUACAACCACUGUGGCAAUUUUUCAUAGUUAGGCCCCUAGUUUUAGAAAAUAUUCCAUAUAAGUUGCAUCCUUGUAUAAAAUGCACUGACGGAAAUUUUUUAAAAACAAAAAGCGACUCGCACUAGGAAAUACGGUAGGUGCAUUUUUGUUCUGCCAUGCCCCAGAGUGCUUUAUUUUCCACCAUUCCUGGAUACUUCUGGCUGAACACAUUUCGUGACACUGCACUCAAGCAGCUGGGCACGUGCUGAAGCAAAUG